UAACAAUUAAUUUUAUGAAGGAUGAUUUCUUUCAACAAGAUAGGAAAGUUUCUCAGAGCAGGGCGACUUCACACGCUACCUACAAGUCUGUUCCCCGCUGCAGUGGGGUAUCUGUUUGCUGAGGAGAGCGGUAGUAGUUUCGGUAUUCUGUGUUUUGUCAGUAUGGCUAUCAUCGUUUUACAUGUAGCUUGUAACCUACUCAACACUUACUAUGACUUCAAAUACAAGAUAGAUGAUGCUGACAACUGUCACGAUGAAACUAUAGUAAAAGAACUUUUGCACGAAGAUGAAGUUAUAAACGGAGCUUGGCUCUGUCUGGCAUUCUCCAUGAUGUUCUUUGGCAGUGGAGUCGUCAUGAUACGAUCUGCCCACCUCAUACCUUAUGUCUUAUUCUUCAAAACAAUAUUCAUCGGAUUCAACUAUUCCACUGGGUUAAAGUUCAAGCACAACUGCCUGGGAGAGUUUGUUACAUACAUUACAUUUGGUCCGAGUGUGGCUACCUUCGUGUUCUCCUGUUUAUCAGGAGGGAAGUUCUCUGGGGAGGUGAUAGUUGCGUCAAGUUCUCUGGGUAUUGCUGUUGCUGCAGUACUGUUUGCACGCAAUGUUAGAAGUGCAGGACAUGAUUUGAAGUGUGGUGUAAGAACAGUUGCUAAUCAGCUUGGUCUCCAGAACUCUCUUAACCUAUACUCACUCCUGCUUCUCAUGCCAUAUGUUCAGGUAACGGGUUUUGCUAUCCUGUACCAACAUCUGGAGCUGAUACUGAUCUGGAUCCUUGCUCCUGUUACCCUCUACUUUGCUUAUUAUCCUCAUCGUUCAGGUGUUACUGAUGGUAUCAGUGCACUGUGGGACAGAACAGUUGUUAACUUCCAUCUGUUUGCGUCGUAUUACUUGUGUCUGCUGUAUUAUGUACUGGAUUAAAGUGUGAUUACUGUUGACGGUUGAUAGGAUUUAAGGGAUAGUAUCUUUCUAGUAACAAUAUCUCCGACCUUUGAAUUUUGUGCACUACCCAAGCAAUGUUGAAACUUAUUUUAGAAAUUAUUGAUAAAACCUCAUUUAUACGGCGAAGGACUCUCGGCAAUUUGUUUGGUUUCAAUCAGCAAAAAGCGUUAAAAACAACUAACCUAUUUAUAUAUUGAGAAGAUUUUGCAUAUUUAUCGAGAAUAUUUUCAUUAUUAUUUUAAGCUGUCGUCAAAUCGCGCUGGACGCUAGCAUGGGUUUUUUGACAUUAUUUUUAUUCGAUUUAGAUUCUAUUUUUAUUAUCAAUACAGUUAUUGUUUAAAUAAUUUUUGAGAGCUUAAUUGGGUUAAUUGCUUGGUGCAGUUAAUUAACGUCCGGAACAAUUUUUUAAUAGAAUUGAUAUAUUUUCAAAUGUGUGCACAAGUUUAAGGUUUCAACAGAGAUUUGCAUACACUAAUGUUCAGUCACCCGCAUAUUAUUCGUGCAUAUUUAUUUUACACUACUGCACUUAAUUAACAAAGUAUUUUUACUAUUUUCUUACUUUCUAAAUUUAAGUUUCUAGAUUUUUAGUAAAUUUUGCUUCAAUUUUGUACUAAAUGAAAUAUUUAUUACCUUAGAUAUAAUGAUAUUACUUUAAGAUAAUAAUGAUAACAUAGAUUUGAAUAAAUAAUUUUAUAUGAUUUACCCGCAUUGCAUGAUAUCAUAAAUAUUUAUUAUUAUUUAU
Molecule: messenger RNA, 1681 nt
Organism: Bolinopsis microptera
Lineage: Eukaryota; Metazoa; Ctenophora; Tentaculata; Lobata; Bolinopsidae
Exons: 4
Coding region: 22-918 (298 amino acids)
Biological process (GO): vitamin K biosynthetic process; menaquinone biosynthetic process
Cellular component (GO): membrane
Molecular function (GO): prenyltransferase activity
Source: RefSeq, a predicted model, not a curated record